Messenger RNA from Tetranychus urticae (two-spotted spider mite), 853 nucleotides. RefSeq lists its product as uncharacterized. Lineage: Eukaryota; Metazoa; Arthropoda; Arachnida; Trombidiformes; Tetranychidae. The record is from RefSeq and is a predicted model, not a curated record.
GGACUGUUCACAUGUAAAAUGUAAAAUGUUUUAAAGCGAUUGGAAACAAUUUAUAAAACCAUUUUUGAAUCACAAUCAUAUUUAUUUCCUUGUUUCUAGUUAUUUGAUUGUCUUUCAACAUCGGCUAACCGUAACUAAAUUGUUUAAUUUCGUGUUGGAUAUCAUUUGAUAAUAAACUAAAUAAUAAGUAACAAGAUGAAUCCUCUUCAACUGUUUCUCGCCUUUUGCUUAGCUUAUGGAGUCCAUUCAACUUCAAUACACAUAGGCCACAGACAAGGACAUGGUGGAACCGAAAUAAUCGCCCAGCAUUCAUCUUAUACCAAUUUUGGACCACUUGAACCAUUGAUGCAACCAAUCAGGUCCAUGCUCCAGAAAACAACUGUAAUGGCAUGUGAUCGAACUCGAUUAUGUACUCAUGAGAUAUUGCACAAGUCACCUUUUACCGAAAUAUUGGGACCUUAUCAGUACCAUGAAAGCCACAAGUCAAUCUUUUCGGUAAUGGAGGAUCUUAACCCAGUCCAUGUACUUUCAACUGCCGUGAAAGAUUUCAUUGCUGGAAUAGCCAAAGCUGAAGGUGAUAUCGUGCUUGCGCCUCUCAAACCUUUCAUGGAUUUUGGUAAAAUGUUCAUGGGUUAACAAACCAUUUCAAUAUUCAAUCUAAAUCCAUGUUUUUAGAUCAACAUUCAUUGUUUAUCAUGACAAUUUACCUAAUAACUAGUACAACUUUAAUUGUUCUAGAUAACCAGGAAAUUUCUGGUAAUCUUAAUAAUUGUGACUUCCCAACACUUUUAUGAUCCAACAGCCGAUUUUGAAGAUUUUCAUCUUAUGAUUAAACUAAUUUACGAAGCUAAAA